Molecule: messenger RNA, 1242 nt
Organism: Theobroma umbraticum
Lineage: Eukaryota; Viridiplantae; Streptophyta; Magnoliopsida; Malvales; Malvaceae
Gene: PFS2
Product: Homeodomain-like superfamily protein
Biological process (GO): plant organ development
Molecular function (GO): DNA binding; DNA-binding transcription factor activity
Source: RefSeq, a predicted model, not a curated record
CACCCUUUAGCAACUUUGAGUUCUAAACUCCUCUCUUUAAUCUUAUCAUAUAUAUAUAUAUCAUCCUAUAUUCUUUGCAAAUAGCCUGCUUUAUUGCUUCUUCAACAUGGGAUAUCCCCAUAUUACUGACCUCAACUUGUCUCAUCAUUCAUUCAACAAUGCAAAGCCUUCACCCUUGAUUCCAAAGCCUAACCCUGCCUGCCCCAGAAACACUACUAUUAUCUCUUCUGCACCCUCUCCUUGCCAUGCAGCUAAUAUUGCAAAUGAGCGAAGAAAGGCAGAACUGAAUGAGCAUCCCUUUGGGAGUUCGCGUUGGAAUCCAACGCCAGAGCAGUUACUGGCCCUGGAGGAACUCUAUCGACGUGGGACACGAACGCCUUCAGCUGCACAAAUCCAACAAAUCGCUACGCGGCUUCGGAGGUUUGGUAAGAUUGAAGGGAAGAAUGUCUUUUACUGGUUCCAAAACCAUAAGGCAAGAGAACGUCAAAAACGCCGCCGCGAACUGGAGACUGAACAAGAACUAAAACAAUGUGACACUGAGAGGUUUGAAAAGAAGGAACCAGGGUCUGCAACCACGGGCUGUGAAAUUGAACAGACAAAGAACAAGGGUCCUCCUUCAAACUUCAGUAAACGUUCAGAGGAAAUCAUUUUAACGCAUGGAGUAGCAGCAGCAGAGAGUGGACCAAACAAGUGGAUGCAAAUUCAGGAGAAGGAAUUACAACAGAUAAAGAGUACAGCUGGGAGAGUUUCAACGUGGCAAGCAAUGGAAUUGUCCUGUUCACCAAUUUACCUCAUAAACAGCAUGACCGCAACUUCAUUGGCCACUGCGAGAGCUUCCAACACUCAAAAUUUAUGCUCACUCAAACCCCACCAAGAAGAUAUUGCCACUCUUGAAGAUGAAAACAGAGAAGAUCAGACCCUUGAGCUGUUUCCCCUUGGAAGUAACAAUGGCAACGGCAUUAAUAUCAGCAAGAAAGACACCACCCAAGUGCCCAUCACAGCCUUAAAUACAACCUUCACCCCAAACCAGUAUUUUGAGUUUCUUCCUCUGAAGAACUGAAGAAGAAGGUAGCUUUAGCAUGUGGCUACAAAUUAAUGCUGCAAUUAGAUACUAGUUUGCUAUUUAAGUAAAGAUGGUUAAGCUGUAUUAGUUUGUUUUUUUGUAGGAAACUAGGACUGUUUCAUCUGUGUCUGUCAUGCAUGGAGCAACUGUAAGAUAAGGACAUGUAGUUAUUUUGGGGU